AUGGAAAUCUUUAUUAUUUUCAUCCUCUAUAUCUGGCUACCCUGUGCUUUCAGUCAGUCGGUGACACAAACCCCGGCAGUGGUGACCAUGAAGGAAUGUCAGUCUCUCAGCAUCACCUGUGUUUAUUACGGUCACAACUGGGGUUAUCGUUUCCAAGAUGGAUAUUUUCUCAAGCAAACCCAGGGCAGAUCAGAGCGGAUGCGGAUCUUUAACGGAGGGAGAUUUGUUGUACGGAUGGUUAAAGAAGAAAAGACUUUUUCACUGGAGAUUCAGGACGUAAGAAUUGAAGACACUGGCACAUAUUACUGUAAAGCACAUUACUACGACAACACACAGAGUGACGGCCGAAUAAAAUGGUCACUGUGUGGCAAAUACGGUACUGUGGAUGGAUCCGGGACCGUGGUGACUGUCACAGCAGAUUCCAGUUCUCUGGUGUCUAACAGUCCACCUUUACAAACCUCCACUGCUGGCGAAACUGUUACUUUAAGCUGGAAAUAUUCAGGCUUCUGUCAUUACACAGUAUAUUGGUACAGUCAGGCAACUGGUCAAGCUCUGAAACACCUACUUCAGAGACACACUUCAGAAGAGGAGAAUCAAAAUGAUGUUGCAGGGGGAAAACUGUCCGCUUCCAUCAAUUCUGCAACAAAAGUCAUUCAGCUAAAGAUCUCGAAAAUGCAACUGGGGGACUCCGCCGUGUAUUACUGUGCACUGAGUCGGCGCUCAGCAAGCACAGUGAAACAAAGGACGGAGCGAGCUGUACAAAAUCUUAUCACGGUAGGAUUACAGACACAGUGA
This is a messenger RNA of Hemiscyllium ocellatum (epaulette shark), 795 nucleotides long. RefSeq lists its product as uncharacterized. Bases 1 to 795 code for a protein of 264 amino acids. The transcript is spliced from 4 exons. Lineage: Eukaryota; Metazoa; Chordata; Chondrichthyes; Orectolobiformes; Hemiscylliidae. The record is from RefSeq and is a predicted model, not a curated record.